AUGUGUCCGGUCGACAUCAAACUCGGAGAUGAUACCUACGUCACCGCCACCCACCACGGUACUAUUUCAGUUCAGAACUUUCAUCUGGAUGCCCUACAUACACCCACCUUCAGAUACUCCCUGCUCUCGGUGGGUGUUCUUGACAAACACGGUUACCACACUAACUUCGGCAACGGCAAAUGCGCAAUUGUGGACCCGCAAACCACGGCGACACUGCGAGGUCACAAGAACGGCAAUCUGUAUCAAGUCAGCGCG
Molecule: messenger RNA, 255 nt
Organism: Tricharina praecox
Lineage: Eukaryota; Fungi; Ascomycota; Pezizomycetes; Pezizales; Pyronemataceae
Exons: 1
Source: RefSeq, a predicted model, not a curated record